Messenger RNA from Mastomys coucha (southern multimammate mouse), 1656 nucleotides. RefSeq names its product alpha-1,3-mannosyl-glycoprotein 4-beta-N-acetylglucosaminyltransferase-like protein MGAT4E. Gene Ontology annotation, biological process: protein N-linked glycosylation. Gene Ontology annotation, molecular function: acetylglucosaminyltransferase activity. Lineage: Eukaryota; Metazoa; Chordata; Mammalia; Rodentia; Muridae. The coding region runs from base 166 to 1590 and encodes 474 amino acids. The transcript is spliced from 5 exons. The record is from RefSeq and is a predicted model, not a curated record.
UCCGCGACUGCAUCCCUCAACGUUAAGUUGUUUUCUUCUUGGUUUCAGAGAAAAUUAAAUCAGUUUCUAUGGAUCCUAGCAGUCCACAAGGAAGGAAGCAUACCAAGUCCUUCUGCAUUUAUUCAAAACCUUGCUUAUCUGCCUAACAAAAUCCUGGAAAGGAAAAUGCCCAAAACUGUUCCUGGUGCCAUGCGAGGCUGCCUGUGGAGGUGCAUCAGAGUCCUGACAUCCCUAGUCAUCCUGGGGUUCUUUCUUCAAGAGAAUAUAGCAGCACGUGUGGAGCAGCAAUAUGGCACAUUGCUGAGUGAAAAGAAGAAAAUGAUGCAGCAGGUAACUCAGGAGGAAAUCAGCUCCGAAAUCAAGAACCAUUUGACAUACUUCACAGAGAUGCAGAAAAGUCCCCAUGUUCUCCAGCAUGUCACUUACACGGUUCUAGUUGGAUCCUCUCUCCAGCCAAAGACGCUGCUGACAGUGGGGAUCUUCUCAGUGCAGCACAGUCCCAGGACUUACCUCUUGGAAACCAUGACAUCCUUGUUCCAAGCUUCCUCAGAACAGGACCUGGAGUAUAUGCUGAUAUUGGUCCUCCUGUCAGACAUGGACCCCAAAUGGCUCAACCAAACAGUUGCCAACAUUUCCAGUCUUUUCAUGCCUCAAAUUGAAUCUGGGAAGCUGCUGGUGGUCCACGGUCUGCUUGGGGGCUCCAGAGCAGAGAGCAGAAAUCAUACCUCUCCCUGUGGAGAACUAUAUUCUAGGCAGAAAACGAGUUUUGCCCUUCUCAUGAAUUUUGCUCGCAACCUCUCUGAAUACUUCCUGUUGCUAGGAGAUAAUGUACAGAGCGCCCCCAGGUUUCUGUCUGACAUCUUCUGGGCCUUGCCAGCCUGGAAGCAGCUUCCCUGGGUGAUUCUAGACUUCUCCAGCAUGCAGAUCUCUGGGAAGGUUUUCCAUUCUGAGGACCUCUCCCGCCUCGUCUCCUUCUUGCUUCUUUUCCCCAAGGACAUUCCCACUCACUUGCUUCUCUCUGAGUUCAGGCUUCUCUUGUCUCAAAAUGUCCCUAUCCGCCUCCGUCCCUCCAUCUUCUACCAAAUGGACAGUGACUCUGAGUUUGAAGGCACAUGCUUUCCCGUGGAGCAAGACAAAGACUUGGGCAGACCAGACAAUCCCCCUGCUACGGUCUUUACAGACAUGAUCUCAUUUUGGAAUACAAUGCCACAGUUUGCCUACAUUCUCAAUGAUGACUACUUCUGGGCCUUGGACCCUACAGAAGGCAACUACUUGCUGGUGGUUCUGGAUAAGCCACAAAAAAUCAUCAAGGUGGGGGUGGAGACAGGCUCUCUUGAGAAUAAGUUGAACAUACUAAAACAUGGACAGCUACUACUGGGCUACAGCCCCAUGGAGUACCCUAAACGCUGUGCUCAUUAUAGCUUGGUAGGACCCCUGGUGAGAGGUCAUUUGGAGCAGAUGGUAUUUUAUGAAGAAGAUGCUGUGCAGGAGAUGAGUUGUGUGAAGUUGCUGGUGACAGGAUCUCAUGAGUACCCUGUCAUGAUCUUGCAGAUCCAAGUCUGGACAGAAGUGGAGGGAGAGGAGGAUUAGAGGUUACUAUAAGAUUUCUAUAAGACAGGGUCUAGGAUGGGGGAAAUAAAUCCAUCGGAUGACCAA